Molecule: messenger RNA, 2378 nt
Organism: Carlito syrichta (Philippine tarsier)
Lineage: Eukaryota; Metazoa; Chordata; Mammalia; Primates; Tarsiidae
Gene: LPO
Product: lactoperoxidase
Exons: 12
Coding region: 249-2210 (653 amino acids)
Biological process (GO): response to oxidative stress
Molecular function (GO): thiocyanate peroxidase activity; heme binding
Source: RefSeq, a predicted model, not a curated record
GCUAAACCUGAGUGUCUCCUCCAAGCCACAUCAGCCCCUCAAAUUAUUUCCUUCUGGGCCUCCCCCAGAAAUAAAUUCUUGCUAGAAAUUAUAAAAGACCAGCUCCUCCAAACUGAGAAACUCUCUGGCUGCCACAGAAGCCCAAGGCACUUGGCAGUGAUGAAGGUCCUUCUCCAUCUCUCAGCCCUCCUGAUUUCCCUGCUCUUGCUCCAGGCUGCAACAGCUGCCAUAAGAGGCUGAAAACCGCCAUGAGCUCUGAGACUCCCACCCCCCGACAGCUCUCAGAGUACCUGAAGCAUGCCAAAGGCCGGACGCGCACAGCCAUCCGCAACGGGCAGGUGUGGGAGGAGUCCUUGAAGAGACUGAGGCAGAAGGCGUCCUUGAUCAACAUCACAGACCCCAGCCUGGACUUGACUUCGCUUUCUCAGGAAGUAGGCUGUGGUACCCCUGCUCCCGUGGUGAAAUGCGACCUGAACAGCCCUUACCGCACCAUUACAGGAGAAUGUAACAACAGGGGGAAGCCCGCGCUAGGCGCCGCCAACAGGGCCCUGGCGCGCUGGCUGCCCGCUGAGUAUGAGGACGGGCUCUCCCUGCCCUUCGGGUGGACGCCGGGGAAGACGCGGAACGGCUUCCCUCUCCCGCUGGCCCGCGAGGUGUCCAACAAGAUUGACAGCUAUCUGAAUGAGGAGGGUGUUUUGGACCAAAACACAUCCCUGCUCUUCAUGCAGUGGGGUCAAAUUGUGGACCACGACCUGGACUUUGCCCCUAACACCGAGAUGGGGAGUAGUGAGUACUCCAAAGCCCAGAGUGAUGAGGACUGUAUCCAGGGAGACAACUGUUUCCCCAUCAUGUUUCCGCCCAAUGACCCCAAGGUGAAGACUCAAGGGAAGUGCAUGCCUUUCUUCCGAGCCGGGUUUGUCUGCCCCACUCCACCCUACCAGUCGCUGGCCCGAGAGCAGAUCAACGCUCUGACCUCCUUCCUGGAUGCCAGCUUUGUGUACAGCCCAGAGCCAAGCCUGGCCAGCCGCCUCCGCAACCUCAGCAGUCCCUUGGGCCUCAUGGCUGUCAACCAGGAGGUCUCAGACCAUGGGCUUCCCUACUUGGCCUAUGACAGCAAGAAGCCAAGCCCCUGCGAGUUCAUCAACACCACUGCCCGUGUGCCCUGCUUCCUGGCAGGAGAUUCCCGAGCCUCAGAGCACAUCCUGCUGGCCACUUUACACACCCUGUUUCUCCGUGAGCACAACCGCUUGGCCAGAGAACUGAAGACACUCAACCCUCAGUGGGAUGGAGAGAAGCUCUACCAGGAAGUCCGGAAGAUCUUGGGAGCCUUCAUGCAGAUUAUCACCUUUAGGGACUACCUACCUAUUGUGCUAGGUGACCAGAUGCAGAAGCAGAUCCCCCCAUAUCAAGGCUACAAUGAAUCUGUGGAUCCCCGAAUCUCCAAUGUCUUCACCUUUGCCUUUCGCUUUGGCCACUUGGAGGUCCCCUCUACAGUGUCACGCCUGGAUGAUAAUUAUCAGCCAUGGGGUCCAGAGUCAGAACUCCCCCUGCACACCCUCUUCUUCAACACCUGGAGGAUGGUCAAAGACGGUGGAAUUGAUCCUCUGGUGCGAGGCCUGCUGGCCAAGAAGUCCAAGUUGAUGAAACAGGAUAAAAUGAUGACAGGAGAACUGCGCAACAAGCUUUUUCAGCCAAUGCACAGAAUCCAUGGCUUUGACCUGGCUGCUAUCAACAUACAGCGUGGCCGGGACCAUGGGCAGCCUGGGUACAACUCCUGGAGAAGCUUUUGCGACCUCUCACAGCCAAAGACCCUGGAGGAGUUGAAGGCUGUGCUGAAGAAUGAGAGGCUGGCCAAGGAGUUGCUGAGUCUCUAUGGGACUCCUGACAACAUUGACAUCUGGGUAGGGGCCACUGCUGAGCCCCUGGUAGAAAGGGGCCGGGUGGGGCCUCUCCUGGCCUGCCUCCUGGGCAAGCAGUUCCAGAAGAUCCGCGAUGGAGACAGGUUCUGGUGGGAAAACCCUGGGGUCUUCACGAAGAAACAGCAAGACUCUCUAAGGAAAAUAUCCUUCUCACGCAUUGUCUGUGACAACACCCACAUCACUAAGGUCCCACAGAAUCCAUUCCAGGCCAACAGCUACCCCCAUGGCUUUGUGGAUUGCUCAGCUAUUGACAAGCUGGACCUGUUGCCCUGGGCCUCAGUGGAGAAUUAAGGGUCUGGGCUCCAAGGCCUCCCAUGCUGAGCAGAAGAGCUCCCUUUGGUGGACAACACCAUUUCAAGCAAGUCCAAUGACCCGGUCCUUUAGAACUUCACACCCCAGUCCUAGCUCUUCCUUCCCUCCAAAAGCUUCUCUAUACCCUCCAGACAAACAGCUGGCUCA